GGUUUAGCCACCAGAUGGUAGUAUAAACAAAGAGGAGAAUGUCCUGACAGCAGAAGGACUUGCUUAAACCAAUCACCGAAAAGAUUAACCGGAAGUCACGUCGUGCCGCAAGCUGCUGUCAACGUGCUAGCGGUAAAGGUGUCAAAUCUUUCUUCAAAGCAGCAUUGGCCAGGCAGGAUCUGAGUGCACAGACAUGUGGCCAGUGUUGUGGACAGCGAUGCGGACUUAUGCCCCAUAUGUCACUUUCCCAGUAGCUUUUGUUGUUGGAGCAGUGGGCUACCAUCUAGAGUGGUUUCUCACGGGACCACCUAAACCUCGAGAGGAGAGGGGCAUUCUAGAGCUGAGAGAAGAGAGGAAGCUGCAAGAGCAACUCGGUAAAGACAGCACCCAAGUACUGAGCCUAAAGGAGAAACUAGAGUUUACACCAAAAGCGGCUUUAAACAGAAACCGAUCAGAGGAGAGCUAACCCCCCGAACUUGGAUUCUGGUACAGGCUACUGGACGCUGAGGUGUUACACUGAUGAUGGACAAAGACUGAAUGGACCACGUUUCCAUCUUGACUUUAUGAGCUAUAGGACAGUGAAUUAGCAGUCAGAACUUGUGCUCCUGAAUUAGGUGUUCACUGUGGUUUGUGGCUUUCGUACUGUUUUAAUAUAAUUUUGUCAAUAUGCUUCAAAUCGAUAGUUAAACUUCAUAUUUACAGAUUGUUGAACACAUUCAAAUUUAGUUUUCAGGAUCAUCUUAAAACCUGGACCUUGAGAAACUGUUAUUGUUCUAGGAGAGUGUCGCCCAGCUUUAUAUAUGCCAAAGAUUCAAAUAUUGCAUUGAAAGUUUGUAUAUAUAGUGUCCUGCAGUACAACGCAACAAAUUUAUGUAUUGCAGAACUUUAAAUUUUGAUUAUAAAUGGCCAUGCAGACCUUAUUUAAUGGCCUUUUCAUUUUUCACUCUGUGCUUUGACUCCUAAAAUAUGAACAUGUUGUGUCUUUUACAUGACUAUGGCAUGUGAGGAUUUCCAUGUUUCAUACCAGUCAUAUGUUUCCUUUCAUUUCAGUGUACUUGGUAUUGUUCGCACAUGAUCGUGGACAUGAAAGUAAAGCCUGUUUGACAGGG
Boleophthalmus pectinirostris (great blue-spotted mudskipper) is the source of this 1109-nucleotide messenger RNA. It is a transcript of the gene smim12, whose product is annotated as small integral membrane protein 12. NCBI's taxonomy places the organism in Eukaryota, Metazoa, Chordata, Actinopteri, Gobiiformes, Gobiidae. Bases 194 to 466 code for a protein of 90 amino acids. The record is from RefSeq and is a predicted model, not a curated record. The transcript has 2 exons.